Molecule: messenger RNA, 1668 nt
Organism: Lepidothrix coronata (blue-crowned manakin)
Lineage: Eukaryota; Metazoa; Chordata; Aves; Passeriformes; Pipridae
Gene: SLC35D4
Product: transmembrane protein 241
Exons: 16
Coding region: 59-952 (297 amino acids)
Cellular component (GO): Golgi apparatus
Molecular function (GO): antiporter activity
Source: RefSeq, a predicted model, not a curated record
GGCGCGACGUGUCGCUGCCAUGGCCGACGGGCGCCGCCGGCGGGGGCGGCGGUGACAGAUGUAUUUGAAGAGGCCGGCGGGCGGCCUCGCCUUCUGCCUCUUCUACCUGGCGUCCUGCUUCACCAACAAGUAUGUCCUGUCUGUCCUGCAAUUUACCUACCCUACCCUUUUUCAAGGGUGGCAAACAUUAGUGGGUGGACUUCUGCUUCACCUCUCCUGGAAGCUGGGCUGGGUGGAGAUAAACUUGUGUUCGAGGUCUGAAAUCCUGUCAUGGCUUCCUGCUUCAGUACUUUUUGUGGGCAUCAUUUAUGCUGGCUCUAGAUCACUGUCUAGAUUGCCAAUCCCAGUGUUCCUCACUGUGCACAACGCAGCAGAAGUUAUAACCUGUGGGUUCCAGAAGUUUGUGCAGAAAGAGCAGACCUCUCAUCUGAAAGUCUGUAGUGUGCUGUUCCUCCUGGCAGCAGCAGUGUGCCUUCCUUUGUGUGACACACAGUUUGAUCCAAGUGGUUAUUUAUGGGCUCUAAUUCACUUGGUCUGUGUUGGGGCUUACAAAGUAUUUCACAAGUUGUGGAAACCUGGCUCCUUAAGUGAUCUGGACCAACAGUACAUCAACUAUGUAUUCAGUGUGGUGCUGUUGGCCUCUGCAUCCCAUCCAGCAGGUGAUCUCUUCAGUGCCUUGGACUUUCCAUUCCUGUACUUCUACAGGUUUCAUAGCAGCUGCUGUGCCAGUGGACUGUUGGGAUUCUUUCUGAUGUUGCACACAGCAAAGCUAAAAAGCAGCACAACCUCAGGGCAAUAUGCAGCCUGGAGUUUCCUUGCAAAGUCCCUGUAUUAUUACCUGACUAUUCAGGCCCAGUCUUUUGUGUGGAGGAGAUCAGCCCACUCUCCUCUUAUGCACAGACCUCUUCCUAGGUUAUCACUGCUAGCUUAUCACCAUUCUUCUUUGCCAUGACUGCCAAUGUACUAACAAUUUCUUGCCUUGUAAUCAGUGGAGUUGGAGAAGCAUUGCUUGUUUACACUGAAAGGACAGGCACAUAAAGAGGAACCAGAUUUCGCCAGCUGGGAAAGAGCUGACUUGCAGCCUAGAGACACUAUGAUGAAAAAAAUUGCGGCAGCAGGAAUGAAGAAGUGCAACCAAACAUGAGGAAAGAGAUCUAUUGUUUUUUCAUUUAGAAAGAAAAGCUAUGCUAUUAAUAGUGCUGGUAAGGAAGCUGCAUAGUUGGCAAGAUGAUAAGGAGCCUUUGCCUCAAAGCACAAGACAAACUAUAUCAGAUUGAUGUGGUAAAGGAAAAAAAUGCACUGUCUCAUGCUGAUGGCUCUGUGUGAGAACCUCUCAGUAGCAGCUUCUUGCACAGGGAACUAAACUCAGGAAAAGCAACAUUCCACACUGGAUGCCCCCAGUUUUUUUUUUAUUGGAAGCUGACAGCAGGUCAUACCAAGCAAUGUCAGAGCCCAGAUCCUGCCAUAAAUUCAGGAUCCGGAAGGAUGGAUUUUGUCUCCAACUGUUCUGUAAGCAGCAAGCUGCCACACGCAGGUCUCUGGUCACGUCGUCUGAACUGGCACAGGGACUGAGGCCAAGGGGCUUCUGGAGAUAAUCCCCUUCUGGAACUGCAGCAGUUUGACAGCUUUGCAGAAAGGGAAAAUCAGCAAUAAAUCUCAAUAUCUGUA